GAUUCGAUUUUUAAAAUUAAUUCACUAUGGCCUUUUACCACUCUUCCCUUACCUUAAUUUGUCUGUUCUUCUCGACAUUCACGAUUAUAUACGCCAAAAGCAGACACGAGCACAAACAUGAACACGAGCACAACCAUAAACUUCGACAAGCCUACGUCGCGCUCCAAGCGUGGAAACACGUCAUCUACUCGGACCCGUCGAACUUCACGUCGAAUUGGCGCGGCCCGAACGUGUGCAACUACACGGGCGUGUACUGCGCGCCGUCAAUCAACGACGCCGCCGUUUUAGUCGUCGCCGGGAUCGACCUCAACCACGCCGACGUCGCGGGUCUCCUCCCCGACGAAUUAGGCCUCCUCUCCGACCUCGCCUUGAUACAUCUAAACAGCAACCGAUUCUGCGGGAUCCUCCCGCGAACCAUUUCGAAAUUGUCGCUUCUCUUCGAGCUCGACCUCAGCAACAACCGAUUCGUCGGGCCUUUCCCCGACGUCGUCCUCUCCCUCCCUUCCCUUCGCUACCUUGACAUUCGAUUCAACGAAUUCGAGGGGCGGGUCCCGCCGCAGCUCUUCGGCGGCAAACUCGACGCCAUAUUCAUCAACAACAAUCGGUUCCAAUCGACAAUACCGCGGAGCAUCGGCACCAGCUCGGCCUCGGUCGUCGUCUUCGCCAACAACCAGCUCGGUGGAUGCCUCCCGCCGUCGAUUUCGAAAUUUGCUGACACUCUCGAAGAAUUAGUUCUAAUAAACACGAGUAUCUCGGGAUGCUUGCCCGUGGAGGUCGGAUUUCUUUACAAGUUAAGAGUUCUCGACGUGAGCUUCAAUCAAAUUGUCGGCCCCAUACCGUACUCGGUCGCCGGCUUGGCUCAUCUCGAAAGAUUGAACCUUGGGCACAACAAGAUGAGCGGAAUCGUGCCGGAGGGAGUCUGUGUUCUACCGAAUCUUGUGAACUUUACGUUCGAUUACAACUUCUUCUGCGAAGAAGAGGGGAUUUGUGCGAAUUUAAGUUCGAAAGGGAUCGUGUUCGAUGAUCGGAGGAACUGUCUGCCGCGGAAGCCAUUGCAGAGGAGGAAGAAGGAAUGUGAAGCUCAGAAGCCUGUGGAUUGCUUGGAGGAUCGUUCUUGUUCAUCUUCUUCCGCUGAUUCUGAUGUUCAUCAACAAAUUAUUCCAUUGUCUUCUUCGACUCCUCCUCCUCCAUAAGGUCUGUAGUGUGUCUGUGUAAAUGUUAUGUAAUAUAGCCUGUCGAAUGGGAGAUGCAAUAAUGAAGUUAACUUCUGUAUGUUUGUACAUAGUGAUGUUAUACACGUAAAUGGAUAUAUUGGCAUCGCAGCUGU
Molecule: messenger RNA, 1327 nt
Organism: Andrographis paniculata
Lineage: Eukaryota; Viridiplantae; Streptophyta; Magnoliopsida; Lamiales; Acanthaceae
Product: leucine-rich repeat extensin-like protein 4
Exons: 1
Coding region: 27-1193 (388 amino acids)
Molecular function (GO): protein binding
Source: RefSeq, a predicted model, not a curated record